Onthophagus taurus is the source of this 2179-nucleotide messenger RNA. RefSeq names its product very long chain fatty acid elongase AAEL008004-like. Gene Ontology annotation, biological process: fatty acid elongation, monounsaturated fatty acid; fatty acid elongation, polyunsaturated fatty acid; very long-chain fatty acid biosynthetic process. Gene Ontology annotation, molecular function: fatty acid elongase activity. NCBI's taxonomy places the organism in Eukaryota, Metazoa, Arthropoda, Insecta, Coleoptera, Scarabaeidae. Gene Ontology annotation, cellular component: endoplasmic reticulum membrane. The record is from RefSeq and is a predicted model, not a curated record.
CGAUCCGCGAGGAAUUUCGUCCGUUGUAAAACCAACCAACCAACCAGUAACGAAUCGGACGAAUCCGGGGCCCCCCAGUUGAGUCGUCGCCGCCGUUCGAGUUCGACCCAGAGCUUCACUCUCUCGAUACAUAUAUCGCCGGGCUUUUAAUAGUUAGACGCCGUGCCACCCGCCAAAAGCCAACGCCUACGGCUCCAUAGAAAAAAAAAUACAUUAACAAACACAUCAAUUUUAGCGGGUAAUAAUGUGUAAAAGAAUUAAGAAGAAGAAUCUAGAUAAAUUGUAAUCCAUAAAUUUUAUUAUUUAUACAAAAUUUUCAUCCAAAAAACGCGAGUGUAUUGAUUUUAAUUGCCGGUGAAAAGGAGGGUUAAAAUUAUUCGUGAUAAACCACGGAAAAGAAGUACUUUUUGAUAAUAUUUUUCAAAGUGAAACAACCGGAAACGUUUUAAACAACUACCGGUUGUUUGUUGAGACGUUCAAGAAAUAACGGAAAAGAAGGGUGUAGAAAGAAUUUUAAUUUAGAAAAAUCGUGUAAAAUCAAUUAGUUAUUUUAAAAUUACACUUAAGACCACCAAGUGAAAGAAGUCCUCAAUUCCAUAAAAAAUGGCACAACUCGUCUCAAAUAUUUUGGAAAAGUACCAUGAUUUAAUGGAUAAUAGAAGUGAUCCAAGAGUAAACGAUUGGUGGAUGAUGUCAAGUCCGUUACCAACAUUAGCAAUAUGCAUUUUUUACGUUUAUUUUUCAAAGGUUUUAGGACCAAAACUAAUGGAGAAUCGAAAACCGUUAAAUCUUAGGAAUGUUUUGAUAGUUUAUAAUUUUCUUCAAACGGUGUUCAGCUUAUGGAUAUUUUACGAAUACUUAAUGAGUGGUUGGGGAGGACACUAUAGUUUUAGGUGUCAACCUGUAGAUUAUUCUUACAGUCCAAUGGCUUUAAGAAUGGCAAAUAUUUGUUGGUGGUAUUACUUUUCGAAAUUCACGGAGUUUUUCGAUACGUUAUUUUUCAUUUUAAGAAAGAAAAAUAGUCACGUGUCGACUUUACAUGUUGUUCAUCAUGGUUGUAUGCCAUUUUCGGUUUGGAUGGGACUUAAAUUUGCUCCAGGUGGCCACAGUACAUUUUUUGCAUUGCUCAAUUCAUUCGUACACAUCGUAAUGUACUUUUAUUAUAUGGUCGCAGCGAUGGGGCCGAAAUAUCAAAAAUACAUUUGGUGGAAAAAAUACUUAACAACGUUCCAAAUGGUACAAUUCGUCGCUAUUUUUACACAUCAAUUCCAAAUUUUACUAUAUAAAGAUUGCGAUUAUCCAAGAAUCAUAAUGGUUUGGAUUGCGAUUCAUGGAAUUAUGUUUUUAUUUUUAUUUAGCGAUUUUUAUAAAAUUAAAUAUAGCAGAGAAAAAAAGGCUGUGAAAAAUUCUGGUUUUUGUAUGAUUGUGGAUACUGACGAUAAUAAGCAACAUCAAAAUGGUGAAUCAAAGAUGAAUGGAAUACAAAAUAAUUACAUGGAUAGUGAAUUUUCAAAAGUCGCCUGUUAUUCUAAUGGAGUAAAUAAAGGGUUCGUUACUCAAAACGGGAAAAAAAUCGAUUAGUGAUUAGAUAAUAAAUCAAAUUUACAAUAAUUAAUUAAUUCCUCAUUAUUUUCUUUCUUAGUACUUGUUUUCUUUGUUCUUUAUUUGUUGAUGUGAAAGGUACAAGUACUUUUUUGUAUAGUUUUGUGUAGAUAGAUUUAUUUAUUAGCGAUUAUUAAAAAAAAAAUUUUUUUUUUAUAUGAACUCUCUUGUAAUUUUCCUUUUUUUGUAGUAUUUUUUUAUGAAUCACUCAGGGGUCUCCGUACCAAGUUAUAGCUAAAAAACAAUUUUUUUUGUAAGUUUAUUUAAUUGUUUAAAUUUUUUUUGCCGUCAGUGCCUCUAAAUCUAUAGAAAAAAUUAAAGAGAGAACAAAACAAGUUAAGUCUUAAAAAGUACUUAUUUAUUUAAAACAAAGUGGGUGGAAAAGUAUUUUGCAAUAAUAAAAAAAAAUAAAUUAACGAGGAUAAAUACAUUAUCUAUUAAUUAGGUGCUCGGUUAUUUUGAAAAUUGUGUUAAUACGGAAAAAGGCAUUGUUAAUUUUAAAGUUCUAGUUUCUUUUCUGUAAAUAGAAUAGUUAUGUGGGUUAUUUUUACAAUUUCAGACAAUCGAUCAUUAUAAU